Nicotiana tabacum (common tobacco) is the source of this 456-nucleotide messenger RNA. The record is from RefSeq and is a predicted model, not a curated record. Lineage: Eukaryota; Viridiplantae; Streptophyta; Magnoliopsida; Solanales; Solanaceae.
AUGGUACGCAGUCGGGAGCGGGGUGAGAGGGAGGCCAAAAGGCCUCGUGGGUCAGGAGGUUUUAGUGGUGUUCCUUCAGGAGGUCAGUUCUACCGCGGCAGGGGUCAUCCUUAUAGGCAUGCUCAUACGACUAGUCCAAUUCACUAUGGUGCAUCAUCCGGACAUGGUUCAUUUAGUACAUAUCACGUCCAGUCAUCUCUCAUUUCCAUUCCAGCUCAUAGUUCGUCCCAUGCACCUUCAGUUCAGGGCUCAUCGGCACCGGGUUCUUCUAGCGGGUAUUCUGGUGCUCGAGGCUCCCUCCAGUCCCCAUCGUCAUUCGCAGGGAGAGGUUGUUUCGAGUGUGGAGAUAUGGGUCACAUUAAGAGGUAUUGUCCCUACCUUAUGGGAGGUCCAGCUCAGCAGAAGAGUCAGCCUACGACUUCACCACCCGUCCAGCCAGCUCGGGGUAGAGCUUAG